CCGCCGCCCUGCCGCUGCCGAGCGCCCGCCGGCUCCGCUCUCGGACAGCACCGGGCCGGGCCCUGCCGCCCCGCCAGCGCUGCGGCUGAGCGGAACGGCCGCCCCGCACUCCCCUCACGCCGGCUCGGCUCGGCGCGACGGAGGCGCCAGAGUCAAGUUGCUUUUGGAAAGUGUGAAGAUAAUCCAUUUCAGUUGUGUGGAGGAUCAGACAGUCACAUAAAUGCAGUAUCUAAAUGUAAAGGAAGAUUGCAAGGCCAUGGCUUUCUGUGCAAAAAUGAGGAGCACAAAGAAGAGUGAAGUAAACCUGGAAGCUCAGCAUCAGGGUUUAGAAAUACUUCUAUACGUGCAAGAUAAAAAUCCCAUUUGUUACACCAGUGGCGAGUUUACCUCGGAGGAGCUGUGCAUUAUAGCUGCCAAGAGGUGUUCUAUAUCUCCUCUGUGCCAUAAUCUCUUUGCCCUGUAUGAUGAAAACAAAAGACUCUGGUAUGCACCAAACCAGGUCUUCAAGAUAGAUGAAAAAACAUCACACCAGCUCCAUUAUCGAAUGAGGUACUACUUUACAAACUGGCAUGGGACUAGUGAAAAUGAACCCUCAGUGUGGAGGCAUUCCCCAAGGAAAGCAAAGAACUCUUAUGAGAAGAAGCCGGCACCAGAAGGAACUCCUAUACUUGAUGCAAACUCAUUAGAAUACAUCUUUGCACAGGGUCAGUAUGACCUAGUGAAAGGCCUGGCACCAAUCCGUGAUCCUAAAAAUGAUCAAGAGGUUCAUGAAAUUGAAAAUGAAUGUCUGGGGAUGGCUGUCCUUGCAAUCUCUCACUAUGCCAUCAAGAAAAAACUGAAGCUUCCUGAGCUUCCCAAAGAUAUCAGCUACAAGCAUUAUAUUCCUGAAACUUUGAACAAGACUAUCAGACAGAGGAAUUUUUUAACCAGGAUUCGGAUAAAUAAUGUUUUCAAGCAUUUCCUUAAAGAGUUUAACAACAAAACCAUUUGUGACAGCGUAUCUCCACGUGAUCUGAAAGUUAAAUACUUAUCAACAAUGGAGACCUUGACUAAACAUUAUGGAGCAGAAAUUUUUGAGACUUCAUCUUUGCAGAUUUCAUCUGAGAAUGAAAUAAAUAGAUGUAAUUGUGGAGACAAUGAGAUCCUCCCACGAUACGAAGUCAUCGUAACAGGAAACAAUGGGAUUCAGUGGAGGCUUAAGCCAAAUUCUGUACAGAUGGAGAAAGAGAAGAAGAAAAAAUCUGAUGGCAAGACCAAAAAGGAGGAAGAAAAACACAAAAUUCAAGACUCAUGGAACAAUUUUUCCUAUUUUCCUGAAAUCACCCACAUUGUCAUCAAGGAAGAGUCUACAGUUAGCAUUAACAAGCAGGAUAACAAAAGGAUGGAAUUAAAACUGUCUUCACAUGAUGAGGCCCUGUCGUUUGCAUCGUUGAUAGAUGGAUACUUCAGACUUACAGCAGAUGCCCACCAUUACCUCUGCACAGAUGUGGCUCCCCCACUGAUUGAGCACAACAUAAAAAAUGGAUGCCAUGGACCUAUUUGCACGGAAUAUGCCAUCAACAAACUGCGACAGGAAGGGAACGAAGCAGGAAUGUAUGUGUUGAGAUGGAGCUGCACGAACUUUAACCACAUUCUUAUGACAGUGACUUGUGUUGAAGGCUCAGAGCAGAUGAUAAAUAAUUCAGUCCAGUACAAGAACUUCCAGAUUGAAGUGAAGAAAGAUGGGUACUCCCUGCAUGGCUCAAACAAGUCCUUCUCAUCCUUAAAAGAGCUGAUGGAUAACCUGAAAGGACAAAUACUUCGGACAGACAACAUAAGCUUUACCCUGAAGAGGUGCUGCCAGCCAAAACCGAGAGAAAUCUCCAACUUGCUAGUUGCAACCAAGAAGGCACAGGAAUGGCAGCCUGUUUAUCACCUAGGGCAGCUGAGUUUCCAUCGAAUCCUCAAGGAAGAAAUCAUGCAGGGCGAACAUCUUGGAAGAGGGACGAGAACACAGAUUUACUCAGGGAUUCUCAACUACAAAGAUGAUGAGAAUGAAGGAUAUCAAAAUGAAAAAGAGAUUAAAGUCCUCCUCAAAGUCUUGGACCCCAGCCACAGAGACAUUUCUUUGGCAUUCUUUGAAACAGCAAGCAUGAUGAGGCAGGUGUCUCACAAGCACAUCGUCCUCCUCCAUGGAGUCUGCGUCCGUGACGUUGAAAAUAUCAUGGUUGAAGAGUUCGUUGAAUUUGGGCCUCUGGACCUGUUUAUGCAUCGGAAGAGCGAAGUUCUGACAACUCCUUGGAAAUUCAAAGUUGCCAAGCAACUUGCAAGUGCGCUGAGCUACUUGGAGGAUAAGGAUUUGGUACACGGCAAUGUGUGUACUAAAAACAUCCUACUGGCAAGAGAGGGAAUUGACACCGAGUACGGGCCUUUCAUAAAGCUGAGCGACCCAGGAAUACCAAUAACUGUGCUGUCCAGACAAGAAUGUGUUGAACGAAUCCCCUGGAUUGCACCUGAAUGUGUCGAAGACUCCAAAAAUUUAAGCGUUGCAGCAGAUAAGUGGAGUUUUGGUACCACACUGUGGGAAAUCUGCUAUAAUGGUGAAAUACCACUGAAGGACAAGACAUUAGCAGAGAAGGAGAGGUUCUACGGGGGCCAUUUCGUGUUGGCGACACCAUCAUGCAAGGAGCUAGCUGACCUGAUGAAACAGUGCAUGAACUACGACCCCCACCAGAGACCCUUCUUCAGGGCAAUCAUGAGAGACAUCAACAAGCUGGAGGAACAGAAUCCCGAUAUUGUCUCGGAGAAGAAGCCCUUUACAGAGGUCGAUCCCACUCUCUUUGAGAAACGCUUCUUGAAAAGAAUCCGUGAUUUGGGAGAGGGUCACUUUGGCAAGGUUGAACUCUGCAGAUACGACCCAGAAGGUGACAAUACAGGGGAGCAGGUGGCAGUUAAAUCUCUAAAGCCAGAGAGUGGAGGGAAUCACAUCGCUGAUCUGAAGAAGGAAAUAGAAAUCUUGAGGAAUCUUUAUCAUGAGAACAUUGUGAAAUAUAAGGGAAUUUGCACAGAAGAUGGAGGAAGCGGGAUUAAACUCAUCAUGGAAUUUCUUCCUUCUGGGAGCCUGAAGGAGUAUCUCCCGCGGAACAAGAACAAAAUCAAUCUCAAGCAGCUUCUCAGAUACGCGGUUCAGAUCUGUAAGGGAAUGGACUAUCUGGGCUCCCGCCAGUACGUGCACCGGGACUUGGCAGCAAGAAACGUCCUUGUUGAAAGUGAGAACAGAGUGAAGAUUGGAGACUUCGGUCUCACCAAAGCAAUCGAGACUGACAAGGAGUACUACACGGUCAAAGACGACCUCGACAGCCCUGUUUUCUGGUACGCUCCGGAAUGCCUGCUCCAGAGUAAAUUCUACAUUGCCUCGGAUGUCUGGUCAUUCGGGGUGACACUGUACGAACUGCUUACCUACUGUGAUUCCGAGUCCAGUCCUAUGGCAGAGUUCCUGAAAAUGAUCGGCCCCACGCAGGGACAGAUGACGGUAGCACGGCUGGUGCGUGUCCUGCAAGAAGAAAAGCGUUUGCCACGUCCGCCCAACUGCCCGGAGGAGGUGGACCAGCUGAUGAGGAAGUGCUGGAUAUUCAAGCAUGAUGAACGGACAACCUUUCACAAUCUGAUCCAAGGAUUUGAAACAAUUAUGAGUAAAAUUUAAUUAGUUUUUUUUUUUUAAAUACGGUCAGUACUUUAAAUAUGUGUCAAAAUAUAAAGGCCUAAGACCUUUCAUUUUAUUUUUUUUAACUACUGUAAUUUGUACUCUGACUGUGCUAAUGUGUUUAAAGGAUUCUUUUUCCAACAGUUUUCCUUUUUAAUUUUAGUCAACAGUUGGAUCAAAUUAAUUAAAAGGUAUGGCAGAAACAAUAGCUUCAACUCAUUUUGCUGCUGUUAUUGCAAGGCAGUUUUCUCUUUAUCUGAUUCUGGUCUCACCACAGCUGGAACUACCCUGCCGAACACGAACCGAAAGGGUGGUGUCAGAAAGCGCUGCAGGUGCCAGUGCAAAGCUGGGGCACUUAACAUGUCUGCUGGGCACGCUUAUUCCCUGAAGAACUAAACUAGUGGACAUUAGAGGACUGGAGGUGGUAAUUCAGUUUGGGGAAGUUUUAGAAAAAGGUUUGGCUGACAACUGUCUUUCAUGUGCACUUAAACUGCAGUAGCGAAAACCCACCUCUGGCAUAAAAAUCCAGAGAAGACAAAAUAACGAGCUCAUCUCAAAGUGCUCUGCAGUUCUGAGCUCUUAGGUAUGUUUCUAAAGAAACUGCGUAACUGUUGUGUUCAAAAACUGAACCAAACGAGAAGCAUGAUCAGUGUGUAUAGUUAUGCACUGAAUUGAGAACCCCACUUUUGGAUAAAUAUAUUUGCUUUUCCUAACUCAGCCCCCUGCCCCUUUCUACCUGCUGAGGCUUCUGCCCUCUGUGUCGCUGUUAACUGUGCGUAGGAGAUCAAUUACACACUUCGGGGAUAGAAAAGAAAAUGAAUUCCUGUACAGAACCCGGGGGAGCACUCCCCUAACAAAGAAUAAUUCUCUAAAAGAGAGGACUGAGCAACCAGGGCAGCAUUACUAGGUGAGCAGAUACCUCCAACACACCAAACAGUCUUUUUGUUACCUGCGGUGCCAUCCAAGGGGUGCGUGAUGCACUUUUUUUUUAUUAUUAUUUUUCUAUGAUCAUUACACCGAGGAUUUAUUUGGCCAGCAGGUUGAAUAAUUUUAGUAAAGCUGUUUAUUUGGCCUGACGAAUCUUUAACACAGCCCUGGCCUUCAUUUCAUUUGACAUACAGGCUCGAACCAUACACUUGUGCAGUAUUGAGUUAACCAAAGGUCAGCAGCGGGACCAACUGGGACCAUGCACGGGCUGUAAGGCGGCCCAGUGAGGGCACUGGGCACAGGUGGUGUAAACCUGCCAGGCUUCCAUAAACAGCAGCUUAACUGGAACCUUCUGCUGACCCCUGUCCUAGGACUUUCCCACCACACCUGGAUUUUGAAAAUGCUUUGAGGAGAUACUCAGUUCUUACAACAGAAAGAUGUCUUGAGAUAUAUGUAUCUAUAUAUAUAUAUAAAAUUGUAAUUAUGAGCUGCAACAAGGUCAGAUUUAUUUUUACAGUAUUACUUGUUUUUUCUGUAUGUCACUUAUGAACCUGAUUUAAAUCUGUAAGCACUUUGUUACUCUUUAUACAAACAAAUCUAAUAAAUUUUUUUUCUCCA
This is a messenger RNA of Falco peregrinus (peregrine falcon), 5227 nucleotides long. RefSeq names its product Janus kinase 1 (gene JAK1). The transcript has 25 exons. Gene Ontology annotation, biological process: intracellular signal transduction; cell differentiation; cell surface receptor signaling pathway via JAK-STAT. NCBI's taxonomy places the organism in Eukaryota, Metazoa, Chordata, Aves, Falconiformes, Falconidae. Gene Ontology annotation, molecular function: ATP binding; non-membrane spanning protein tyrosine kinase activity; cytokine receptor binding. The record is from RefSeq and is a predicted model, not a curated record. Bases 221 to 3682 code for a protein of 1153 amino acids. Gene Ontology annotation, cellular component: membrane; cytoskeleton; cytosol.